GUCGAACGACGUCGUAUCCUCUCGUAGCGAAAAAUGGACGCGCCUCUGCUAGUACGGUGCUCCAGCGAGCCUCUCCUAGUCGGAGACGGCGGAGACUAUCUUCCGGCGAGGACGGCGGAAGCGUGGCGGCGAAUCUUCUGCAUGGAAUCGUUGAAGCUCUGGAGAAUAGGCGGACCGAUAGCCUUACAGAUAUUUUGCCAGUUCGCAACGACUUCCGUCGCCACCAUAUUCGUCGGCCACAUAGGCGACGUAGAGCUCUCCGCUUUCUCCAUCGCCACCACUGUCAUCGGUGUUUUCUCCUUCGGAUUUCUGCUGGGAAUGGGAAGUGCGCUCGAGACACUAUGCGGGCAGGCAUUUGGUGCAGGACAGGUUCAUUUGCUCGGCGUCUAUAUGCAGCGCUCGAUCAUCGUUCUAUUUGGCACUUGUCUUCUCAUUUUACCUGUAUAUAUAUUCGCUACUCCGAUUUUGAAGCUAAUCGGACAACCAAAUGAAAUAGCUGAGCUUGCAGGCCUUUACACGCUCGUAACGAUCCCCGAUUUGUUCUCAUAUUGCAUUGCUUUCCCGACUCAGAAGUUCCUUCAGGCACAGAGCAAGGUCGAUGUUCUUGCGUGGAUAGCCGUAGUUGUUCUUAUCUUACAAGUCUUUUGGUGUUGGCUUUUUGUUAAUGUAUUCCGAUGGGGGACAAUAGGUGCAGCCAUAGCUUAUGACGUUUCUAACUUGACGUCUGCAUUCGCGCAAUUCGUUUACAUUGUUGUUUGGUGUAAGGAUGGUUGGAAAGGGUUCUCGUCCUCUGCUGUUAACGAACUUUGGGCAUUCGUGAAGCUAUCGCUCGAAUCAGCCGUCAUGCUCUGCUUGGAGCUUUGGUACUUUAUGAGCAUUGUAAUUCUUGCUGGAAAUCUCGGUGAUGCAGUCACUGCUGUUGGUUCCCUUUCGAUUUGUAUGAAUAUCGAUGGAUGGGAAGCCAUGUUGUUUAUUGGAGUCAAUGCUGCUAUAAGCGUUCGGGUUUCUAAUGAACUCGGGUUAGGACACGCUAGAGCUGCUAAGUACUCUGUCUACGUGACGAUUUUACAGUCCCUCUUGAUCGGCAUUCUUUGCAUGAUUGUUGUUCUUGCCACAAGAAGUUAUUUUCCGAUCAUCUUUACCGACAGCAAAGCUAUGCAAGAGGCUGUGGCGAAACUUUCGGGCCUUUUAGGAAUCACGAUGAUUCUCAACAGCGUUCAACCAGUUAUUUCCGGUGUUGCCAUUGGAGGUGGCUGGCAAGGUAUCGUUGCGUACAUUAACUUGGGGUGUUACUACAUUUUUGGUCUCCCUUUGGGGUAUCUUCUCGGAUACACUGCUCGGGGUGGAGUAAUGGGGCUGUGGGGCGGAAUGAUCGCCGGCGUUGUCCUGCAGACGGCAAUGCUGUGUGUUGUGCUUUACAAAACCAACUGGAACAAGGAGGUAAAGCAAACAGAGGAGCGGAUGCGCAAAUGGGGAGCCCAAGACUCGGCAACUAAUUAUUUACUGGCAUAGAAUUUAGGUUUAUUUCUUAAGUUUAACGAGUACGUGUUACAGCCGCGUAUAGAAUAGUGGAAGUGGACACGCGCGCUAAGAAAGAAUAUUCCUAUUCAUUGGCCCAACUCCCACGUGCGCACUAGCUAAUACCUGCCUUGA
Andrographis paniculata is the source of this 1653-nucleotide messenger RNA. RefSeq names its product protein DETOXIFICATION 35-like. Gene Ontology annotation, cellular component: membrane. NCBI's taxonomy places the organism in Eukaryota, Viridiplantae, Streptophyta, Magnoliopsida, Lamiales, Acanthaceae. Gene Ontology annotation, biological process: xenobiotic detoxification by transmembrane export across the plasma membrane. Gene Ontology annotation, molecular function: antiporter activity; xenobiotic transmembrane transporter activity. The transcript has 8 exons. Bases 34 to 1512 code for a protein of 492 amino acids. The record is from RefSeq and is a predicted model, not a curated record.